AUGGACUCCGACCGACGGAAGUCAAGACGCACGACUAAUGCAUGUGUCAGUUGUCGCCAAAGCAAGAUCAAAUGUUCCGGUGACGAGCCAUGCUCGAACUGCAGGCGACGUGUUGUGAAAUGCAAGUACUCAGACGGGAACAACAAAGAGAUAUCGGCGGAGAGUCAUUCAAGGAGCGCAAACCACGAGAGGCCUAGGCGACACUCGGAGCAGCAUCCUUCAUCGGGCAGCAAGCGGUCUCACGACGUCGCACUCGGGUCGGAUGACGAGGAUAGUGAUUUCCGUCCCGGAGACCCUAGGUCAUCCGAGGUGGGUGAGUCGCCAGAGUGCGUUUACACGAGUCCCUUCACGCUGCCUUCGACCACGAUCAAGAACACCCACCAUAACAAACGCAACUGGAUUUGGCUCGCUCCGUCGUCUACAUGGUCAUUCACCGCCCGCCUAACCUUGAUGAUGGCGGAAAGACUCCAACUUGAUACUCCCUUCAGUGCGCCCAGCUUUUUGAAUGACGAGAUAUACGUGCUCAAGUGGAGAGCAUCGACCGCCGAUGAGCAGCCUGACAUCAGCGGACUACCUUCCUACGAUCAUGCACUAUACCUCUUCAAUACCGUCAAGUUUCAUCUCGGUCAAAACUACCAGCUCAUUGACGAAAAGGCAUUCACGAAAGACCUCGAGGAGUUCUACUACGGUAUCGCGUCGAAAAAGGCAGCCGAGUCUCGUCUGUGGUUCGUUCAAUUUCUCCUCGUCCUCUCGUUUGGCCAAGCGUUUCUCUCUCGGUCGAAAACGCCCAAAGAGCCGCCUGGUUCCAAGUUUUUUGUUCGUGCCAUGUCCCUGCUUCCGGAGCCCACAUCAUUAUGGAAGGACAGUCUGCUAGCCAUAGAGGUGCUGUCUCUAUCAGGCCUAUAUCUGUAUUCCAUAUACCAGAGAGAAUCUGCCCAGCUAUACGCAAUUCGUAUAGCGCAACUAGAAGGACUGCACACUCAGCUCCCUGAGGACACGCUUGGGGCAGAAACCGUCACUCGUUGUCGUAAUCUAUGGUGGACUUUGUACAUCAUGGACCGGCACUUCUCUUGUUCCGUGGGCGUUCCCAUGAACACUCAAGAUACCGACAUCACCACACUCCUCCAGCCGCCGAGUACGUGUUCGCAGCGUGAUGCAACGCUCGGCCUACAGGUCAAGCUGUCUUACCUUUUGUCAAAGAUUAUCACUACUGUUUACAAGUCGGAGAAAACACCACUCGGCGAAUUUCUCGGGGCGACAAAGUCCAUUCUUCAUACUCUGGCUGGCCACGCCCAGGAAAUCCAGAAAAUCACUCGAUCAAAGUAUCAGAACUCGGUGGACACAAUGCCAAAGGGGACUAGAGGGGUCACUCUACUCUAUCAUCAGGGAAGACCAUGGAGAUUCAAUAAGCCUCUCGACCCCUUUGAGAAGCUUGGUUUCGACGGGUAUCAAGUCCGCGGUGAAGACGCUCCAAAUAUUAUCCGGUUAGUCCAUAUCCAGCAAGCACACUCCAUAUUGGAUGAAAUGAUACAAAAAGGCAACUCCGUUGCCGAAGUCCGGAAAGCGGAACUUGUUCACUUGGAGUGGCUAUUCGAGCAGUUCGCCACCCGGGUCGGUCAACAAGACUUCCAACGGCGCAGGCUAUCCGCGUCAAUCGAAGCGAUCAUGGACCCUGCAGUAAUCAAUGUCGCCGUCACCGAGCCAGACUUGGUCUCGAUGACUACACUCAGCGAGUCCCAGGCGCUGAUUAGCCCUUUCCCGGACACGCCAGACAACACCGAGUUUCUUCAAAGCAUUGGCAUUUCCAGCGAGGAUUUCCUCUCUAUAGCGGAACAGAUGGACAGCCAGUCCCAGGACGGUUUUCCUUAUUCUACAAUGGAUUUGGGGCAGUUUUGGAAAUAG
Colletotrichum higginsianum IMI 349063 is the source of this 1902-nucleotide messenger RNA. RefSeq names its product Zn 2cys6 transcription factor. Gene Ontology annotation, cellular component: nucleus. Gene Ontology annotation, biological process: DNA-templated transcription; positive regulation of transcription by RNA polymerase II. The coding region runs from base 1 to 1902 and encodes 633 amino acids. NCBI's taxonomy places the organism in Eukaryota, Fungi, Ascomycota, Sordariomycetes, Glomerellales, Glomerellaceae. Gene Ontology annotation, molecular function: zinc ion binding; sequence-specific DNA binding; DNA-binding transcription factor activity, RNA polymerase II-specific. The record is from RefSeq and is a predicted model, not a curated record. The transcript is spliced from 9 exons.